AUGGCCAAACCAAAAGUCCUCGUUAUCGGUUGUGGUGCGACAGGCCUUACUCAUGGCUACCAAUUUUCUGCUGGAAAUGAAGUGACUUUCCUCGUUCGACCUGGUCGGAAGUCUGCCUCCCUCCCGCCAAAGAAGAUCUAUAACUACGAGGAAGACACGCUGCAUACCUUCUCCGACUACCGAGUCAUCGAGUCAACAGCCGAAGUACAAAACACAGAGUUCUUCCUUGUAUUCAACACACUUGAUAUGCAUACUGCACGCUCCGAAAGUGGUGCUGCUACGCUGCGCUCCGUUGGCGACAUGAUUCGAGGAACAUCGUCGUUUCUUGUUCACAAUGUUGCUGGUCCCGGGAUGCUAGACUUUUACGCAGACACAAUGGGAAUUCCAAAGGACAGGCACAUGCUCGCUCUCAGCAUGCUUGCUCACCAGCCAACAACCAAGAUCUCCUUCCCAGAACGUGCAGACAAGGCCGUAAUAUCCCAGGCAGACAUGCUAUAUAGACCCCAUGCUGGAGGCAUCGGGCUCAUAGCGUUCAAGUCCAAAGCACAUCUCGACGAAAAACUCUCUGAGGUUUAUUCUCAUGAUGGCAGGCUCAAAGUCUUGACUGUACCUGGAUUCCUCGAAGCAUACAUUGACGUGGCCAUGGUACAAACGACUGCGUGGUUCGUCGAUGGUUUCCAUCCGCUUGAUCAAUUUCGUUCAAACACAAUGCCUUGGGAGCUUAUGGUGCGUGCUCAAAGAGACGUCUUCUCCUUGCCUAAAUUCGGCUGGCUCGGGUGGGUGCUACGGUGGUUGAUUGGGUCAUGGGUCACUGAGAAGUACCUGUUUCGACCUUUGGCGGAUCUGGCAGCGCCUUUUCCAAUGCAUGAGUUUCAAUCUUUUCAUCAUGGAGGUAAGGUAGUACAACAGGACCUGGAGUACAUAAAGGGUUUAGUAGAGGAGGGCAAAAAGGCAGGAAGGAAGAUGUUAGCGCUGGAGGAGUUGGCAACUAAAGUAGAGAAGAAACUGGCAGCAACAAUAACCGAGGAGAGAAAGAAACUGUAA
This is a messenger RNA of Bipolaris oryzae ATCC 44560, 1044 nucleotides long. RefSeq lists its product as uncharacterized. The transcript has a single exon. NCBI's taxonomy places the organism in Eukaryota, Fungi, Ascomycota, Dothideomycetes, Pleosporales, Pleosporaceae. The record is from RefSeq and is a predicted model, not a curated record. The coding region runs from base 1 to 1044 and encodes 347 amino acids.